AUGAACGAGAAGAUGACCGCGGCGGUGAUCGGAGUGGUAGGGGCGGUGAUGACGCUGGGAGCUUAUUCGCAGAGCAUGGUGUCUCCAAGCAGCUGCAUCGGAGCUGCUCUUUGUGUUCUCAUGUAUGGAUUGCUUGUCGGUGAAGGUUUCAUCCCUAAUCCUCUCGAAACCAACUCCAUCGACUCAGCAACAACAACAAGCUCCGUCGUCAAACCCAAAGCUAACUGA
This is a messenger RNA of Linum tenue, 228 nucleotides long. The record is from the annotation of a GenBank genome assembly. NCBI's taxonomy places the organism in Eukaryota, Viridiplantae, Streptophyta, Magnoliopsida, Malpighiales, Linaceae.